This is a messenger RNA of Plasmodium gallinaceum, 675 nucleotides long. Its product is annotated as fam-g protein. The transcript is spliced from 2 exons. The coding region runs from base 1 to 675 and encodes 224 amino acids. Lineage: Eukaryota; Apicomplexa; Aconoidasida; Haemosporida; Plasmodiidae. The record is from RefSeq and is a predicted model, not a curated record.
AUGAAAACAUUAACUUUAUAUUUUAAAAUUACAACGUUCCUUCUUUUAAUUUGGAUGUAUCAAUGUUUUCAUAACUGUGAUACCUAUAAAACUUUGAUUGAUAAAAAUAUAUUGCAAACAAAAAAUGAGUUAAAAUAUGAAAGAGUAUUAACAGAGGGUGACAUAGCAGCAAAAAGGCAAGCUUACGCUGAAGGAUGCCAAAAAGAAUGUUCAUUAGAUUAUGAAAAAAACAAAUGGGAAAAUUUGCUACUACAGGAGAAUCCUUACGAUCGAUGGCAGAAAGUCACUAAUCCCAAUUUGUUUGAGCGAUUUAAAAAAGAAACUAGUGGAAUGGAUCCUAAAUGGAUAGACGAAAAAUGGAAUAAUGAAUGGAAUAAUAUUUCAGCGAACAAAGUUAGUGAUCUAUCUUCAAUAUUUCAUCGAAAUGAUAUUUCUGAAGAUGAAAAAGAAAAAUUAAUUUUUAAUGUUAUGGAAGAACUCUCCAGUCUAUAUUUGAAAUUUCUAGACGAAUGUAAGAAAGAGAUGAGAGACAAUAAAUCAGAAUCCGAAUCUAAGAUAGAGAUGAGAGAAAAUAAAACAGAAUCCGAAUGUAUGAAUGAGCAGGGAAAAAAUAAAAAAAAAAAAAAGAAAUCAAAUAUUUUGAAAUUUCUUUUUUGUAGGUUUGAUAACCAUUAA